Messenger RNA from Ostrinia nubilalis (European corn borer), 4052 nucleotides. RefSeq lists its product as uncharacterized. Bases 137 to 3352 code for a protein of 1071 amino acids. NCBI's taxonomy places the organism in Eukaryota, Metazoa, Arthropoda, Insecta, Lepidoptera, Crambidae. Gene Ontology annotation, cellular component: autophagosome. The transcript has 7 exons. The record is from RefSeq and is a predicted model, not a curated record. Gene Ontology annotation, biological process: activation of GTPase activity; regulation of autophagosome maturation. Gene Ontology annotation, molecular function: GTPase activator activity.
UAUCAGUUUUGUGAUUGUGUGGUUCCGAACCGAAAAUUAAAAUACAUGUUUUUGUGAAUAAUUAACAGUAAAUAUGAUUUUGAAAAUGGAGCUGUAUUAAAUAUGUAACUAACUUUGUUUAAAAUUAAAUCCAAAGAUGUUCGGUUAUAGCAAAGAAGCAGUGAGAGUGAAAGUCAAGAAAUGUGAAGGAAAGCUGCAACCAGAGUUGAGAAAAUUCUCUGUUGAUCCACAAAUAACGUCUCUGGAAGUUUUGCAAAGCAUUUUAAUUAAAGCAUUUGACAUCAAAUCUGACUUUACACUCUCAUACCGAAGUGUGGAUGACUAUGGCCAAGAAAUUUACUUACCACUGCUAUCAGAUUGGGACUUAGAUGCAGCUUUUCUUAAGGCACAUAACAUAGCACUUAAUCAGAAAUCAGAACCAUGUGUACAGCUAAAAGUGGACAUGAAACCCUUUGCGGAAGCAUCUGAGGAUUGGGAGCCUCCAAAUGUAAAUCCAACUACUCAAAUGACGAGUCAGAGCAAGGAACAGCCAACUGUGGCACCGUCCCCACAUCAGAACGAAAAACAAGAUACUCCCACUGGAUUCCAAGGGCUAUUCAUGAAUCAUGUUGAGAAAACAUUCAACAUGGUAUCACGGGCUCUCAACCUGUAUGAAGAUCCCAACACUCCCCCGAGACCACCGCUUAGUGAUAUUGAAUUCAGAGCUUUUCUAGAUGCGGUAGGACAAAUCAAUAACCCCACGAAGCUGAGAGAAGUCAUAUACUGUGGUGGAAUUGAUCCAAGUCUAAGGAAAGUGGUUUGGAAGCAUAUACUCAAUGUUUAUCCAGAUGGUAUGACGGGGAAAGAAAGAAUGGACUACAUAAAAAGAAAAGCUAAUGAAUAUUAUGCUCUGCGAACUAGAUGGAAAGAUUGUAUUCAACAGGGAAUGGUCAAUCCUGACUUAGCUUAUGUAACAGGGAUGGUUCGAAAAGAUGUGCUGCGAACUGAUAGGCAUCACAAUUUCUAUGCUGGCAGUGAUGACAAUCAGAACAUAGCAUCUCUCUUCAACAUACUGACAACGUAUGCUCUGAACCACCCGACCGUAAGCUACUGCCAAGGCAUGUCGGACCUGGCCUCGCCGCUGCUCGUCACCAUGGGCGACGAGGCCCACGCCUACAUCUGCUUGUGCGCGCUCAUGACUCGCCUUUACCCCAACUUCCUCUUGGACGGGGAAGCUAUGACGCUAAAAUUUUCACAUUUGACUGAAUCCUUACAGGUUUACGAUCCUGACUUUUAUAAUUACUUAAAAUCUCAACAAGCAGAUGAUUUGUUGUUUUGCUAUCGAUGGUUACUGCUGGAAAUGAAACGCGAAUUCGCGUUCGAGGAUGCUUUGAGAAUGCUUGAAGUUCUGUGGGCGUCUCUCCCUCAAAAAACGCCAGCUGUAGAGCUGUCGUUGAAAGAAAAAGAAUUUGACCCGACGCUGGAAAUAGAUGAUGACCCGCCCCCUUUAAGUCCUUUAGUAAAAGCGCCGCGAGAAAAUGCUUACACAAAGGUUUGCGCGAUUAGACGUCAAAGCUCAAGUUUCAGUUUAGCGAAUGUGAAGGCGCCUAAACUUGCCACUUGCAAACAAAUGAAUCACAGUCUUGACGAAAACGUAACUCGACAAAUUCUGACUAAUCCGUCGCUAAAGCAUGCCAAAGAGUUCCAAAGUUUAGAUGACGGAGUUUUACAAGUACAAAAACCAAGAUUCGACAGGCACGAUAACGGUAUCGAAAAGAACAACUUCACAUCUAAGGAUACCAAGAUGCAUUUAAGAAGGGGCAUGAAAAGCGUCCCCGAGGACGGGAAAUCCCCCGAACAACAAGAGCCUGCAGUUUGGUCAAGCACAGGUAAUUUAAUUAAUGGGAACUCCCAUGUCGAUGCAAAAGUUACUCCAUUGGGAAGUCAGAUUCGAUUACUGCGAGAUAAAAUAUCUGUGCAUAACAACAAAUUCUUUUCUUCUUUGGAUAAACUUGAUGACUCGAUGAAUUUAGAUGCGAAUUAUCGACCAAGAGUAAAAAUGAUUAAAAAUUUAAAUGAAUUUCUUAAUUUUGCUUCAGGAAGUAAAGUAAGCGACUUCAAACAUGAAAAGCUCCAAAGGACACAUUCAGCUAAAGAGAACAGUUCCAAAGGCUGCCCAAGAAUAACUUUGACGAAAAAUUCUUUUGAGGAGCAUGAUGUGGCCCAGAAACUCAAAGACGCCAAAACAAACAAAAUCACCAAAAACUUGUAUGAUGCGAACGAUGGAAGCAGUCCAGACGAUUCACAAGAGUACUAUCCGAUGACUACAUCCAUGACGAGAGAAUUGAGACUUGAAUUAGAACAUUUAGAUCGCCAAGUCUUUGGCCAAUCAUAUGUCAACCGAUGCAGUUUGAUUUGCGACUCCCCUUCUGAAUCGACAAGCACUGAAGAAAAGCAAACCAACUGCACAGAUACAAAACAAGCUUGUCUUACAACUGACACUAUAGAAACUCAAACGUCAACUAUAGAGCUAACAAAAAAAUCCCCAUUAUUUGAAACAAUCAAAUCUAAUGCUAGAAGCGCGGAAGACAUUUAUUUGUGGGAAAAUCCGUUACAUAGAAACACGCCAACUACGAGGACAACAGCGAGUUGUCCGCAAACUCCGGACGAACAGGCCGAUUUAGACUUCGAUGGUGAUACAGGAGAAAUUUUCGAAGAACAUUCUGGGAAAAAAUCAAUCACACCUAUCAGAUUGCUAAGAAAAAACCAAUCUCUGGAACCACAAGAUCUGUCGCGAGACGGUAGGCACUCUGUCACACCUUCCAGUGAAUCUGAUUCAUCAGAAAGGGAUACAGUAGAACCAGCUAAUGAGGCGGACCUAAAAAAUAAUCCGCAAGACCCAAAUAGUUCUUCAAGAUCUCAAAAGUUUUUCUCUAAUAUGUCCCAGGAGUUGGAGAAUGCAAAGAGAAACUGCGAAUCUUUGCUAAAUGUUAAGCCGACUAAUUUACACAGCGUUGCAUCUACUAUAAACAAUUUCCAGAAAAAAUACGAAGUAUUUAAACCGCCAGUUCAGAAAAAUGUCUCUGCCAUUUCAGUCAGCAGUGAAAAUACUGGCAAGUUCAGUAUUAGCAAUCUUCCUCCGCCGACAGCGUUUGGGGGAGGAAAUCCAUUUUUGAUGUUUCUUUGUUUAACAGUAUUGUUGCAACACAGAGAUUACAUUAUGAGGAACCGAAUGGACUACAAUGAACUGGCGAUGCAUUUUGACAAAAUGGUACGAAAACAUAAUGUGAACAGGGUAUUGAACCAAGCGCGGCAAAUGUACGCGAUUUAUCUAAAACAACAAGCUCAUAAGACUGGGGAUGUUACGACAUAAAUGAAUAGUCUAAGGCAAUUUAUCCUAUAAGGUUCUUUAUAAAAUAUUAGCACUGCAAUAUCAUCAGUAGAUAACAUUCAACUUAUUUAUUAUGUUUGAUUACUAUUUAUUCAAAAAUCAAUUAUUAAUAUGUAUUUAUUUAGAAAACAAAGCUAUUGAUUAUGUUUGUUUUUAAUGUUAUCUUAUAAUGAUAUUGUGAAGACACAAUAUUUUUAUUUCCUUGUGUAACAUAAGCUUAGGAGAUCUCAAUAAUAUAUUUGCUCAUAAAAGUAAUUUGUUUCGACAUCGCUAUGCCGAAAGAUAAUUUGACUUACUUAGAACAAAAAAAAUCUAGUAUAUUACGUGUUUUACUUUCUUCAUUGAGAGAAAUGUAUUAAGUGCAAUAAAUAAAAGAGCAAGACAGCUUUGGGCAAACGCACUGCAAGCGGCAAAGUAAACGGCAGCAUUUAUUUAUCUACCCGCAUUAUUUUUUUACUGUGAUUCAUUUUAAAAUGUUUAGUUGCAAUCCAAAGAGACUUAAUUUCUACAAAAUGUGAUAUGUUUUAUUUGUUAGAUAAGUGUUUAGAUUAUUUUUUUAAUAUUAAUCGAAUCUGGGUGACAACCAAACGCAAUGAAAAAUUCAAUAUUUUUUUGUAAUGACCUAUGUGACUAAAUGUUAAAUGAAUUUUUAUAAAACGGCCACAGUCCCAAGUAAGCAGUC